AUGGUUUCAUACUCCCAACAGCCGGAUGACCAAGAGUCACUGGCAUUCAAGCUCCUGGUUGAGCUUUUGUCAUACCAUUUGGCAUCUCCCGUACAAUGGAUCGAGACCCAAAAUCAGCUAUUGAACCGCGAUCCACCUAUCCAUCGCAUUGUGGAAGUCGGCCCUCGCACAACCUUAGCCACCAUGGCGAAAAAGACUGCUGAACAACGACAUGCCACACUUAACCCGUUGCAAAAAUCAAAAUACUCAUUCCUUUCAGUUUCUGAUAAUUCUGAAGACAUUUAUUACGAGUACGAACAACAGGAGGCUCCUGAUAAGGCUACAGAACCUUCCAUCAAGAAGGAGAAUGUAGUUGCCAAACUGGAGAAGCCUCCAGCACCGCGUCAAGCUAGCCAAGAAAGCAUUUCCCUUUCUGAUAAUAUACGUCGAGACCCUAGUCGCCAAUUGGAUCUCUCUGCGAAUCACAUUCUUCUUAGCAUAGUUGCGGGAAGGCUUAAGAAGGCGUUUGACCAAGUUUCAACAGAUUGCGCCAUUCAGGACUGCUGUGGAGGCAGGUCAACGCUGCAGAACGAGAUAGUCGGUAUGUUAGUGGCAGAGUUUGGGAGGCUGCCUGAUGGAGCGGAGUAUAUGCCACUAAAAGGCUUGGGUGAUGCUUUGCAAGCCGGAUUUGCCGGUCAACCUGGCAAGCAAAUGUCUGCGCUUCUCUCUAAAUUCAUAAAUAGUGCAAUGCCCGCUGGGUUUAACAAGAACGCAAUUCAUGAUUAUCUGGAAUCUUCUUGGGGCCUGAGUCAGAGCCAUUCUAUUAUCCCCAUGUGUCUGGCAACAACAAUGCAGCCUACAGCUCGACUCUCGUCUCGAAAGGAUGCGGAAGAAUAUUUUGAUACCAUCAUCUCACGCUAUGCCUUAUAUGCCGGAAUCUCAUUUACCACCUCGCAAGUAACUGACAGGCGUGAGCCGUCGACUAACCACAACACGAAUGUCAAGGCAUCACAGGACCAUUUGUUGAACCCAAAGCAGUUGAGCCAGUUAGCGGCGUUUGCCACUUACAACCCGACCCAUGACCAUGGCCGACUAGAGGAACUCACAGUAUCCGCCGGGGAGAUGACAGAGCGGCUUGCUGAGCUGCAGGCGGAGCUUGGUGAGCAGUUUCUCGAUGGGAUCAAGCCAGCGUUCGAUUUGCGCAAGGCCCGCCACUAUGAUUCCUGGUGGAAUUGGGUAAGGGUGGAUUUAAUCGAACGGCUCGGACGAGUUGAGAGUUCUACUGUAGAGUCCUUGCCGCACGAAGAUGACGAUUUCCGCCAUAUAUUGAACCGGUGGGAGCCUAGCUGCACCGAUAUAUUGAAGAGUUGUUUAUCCAACCCUCGUAUAUCUUCAACGCACCUGGCGCUUUGCCGCCAGGUAUUGCAACUCUCUGAGAAGGCAGAGCUUGCUGAUCCAGUCUUCAUAUAUAAAAAGCUAGCUCUCGCUCCCAAGACAGUUAUCACCCCAGACGGUGCGGUGCACACGGUAGAAAUACCACGCGAGACCUCCAAUUAUCCAGAGCUUUCUCGCAAGAUGCGGCCAUCCUCCUCUGGUACAUGCAUGCCAUUCGUUAACGUUCAAACGCGCACAGAACUAUCCGACUUUACAUACGAUGUUGAGGCAACUAGGAUUCUGGCUGAAACGAUGAACGAUGGUGCAAUAAGGGGAUUUACAUACGCUGGGAAGUCUGCUCUGGUGACCGGAGCUGGAACGGGUUCCAUCGGCGCCGAAGUUGUGAAGGGAUUACUUAGUGGCGGUGCUCAUGUCGUUGUCACCACUAGUCGGCCAAUCUCCACCAGUGGACAGGCCUUCCAGGACAUGUACAAGGCAUACGCUGGACGGGGCGCAAAACUCAGUGUCGUACCGAUGAACCAGGGAAGCCAGCAAGACUGCGAGGCCCUUGUUGAAUAUAUCUAUGGGCCAGAGUCUCCCACGGGCGGAGAUCUUGAUUUCGUUCUUCCUUUCGCUGCCCUCAACCAGGUUGGUGAAAUACACAUGCUAGAUGACCGUGCCGAGCUGGCCCUUCGCACAAUGCUCGUGAACCUCCUUCGCAUCCUGGGCUGCAUACGAAGGGAAAAGGAGCAGCGGAAAAUACUCAACAAGCCUACCCUGGCGAUCCUUCCUAUGACAUGUAACGAGGGCACUAUUGGUGCUGAUGGGCUAUAUCCGGAGUCGAAAAUUGCGUUACGUUCUCUGUUCAACCGCUUUUACUCGGAAAGCUGGGCCGACUAUUUGAACGUAUGCGGUGCGGCUAUUGGAUGGACCCGGGGUACAGGCAUUAUGCAGCCUCUGAACAACAUCUCCGAAGAAAUCGAGAAGCUUGGAGUCAUCACCUUCACACCUGCAGAAACCGCAUUCAACAUUCUCUCCUUGAUGACACCAGAUAUGAUCGCUAUGUCGGAAGAACGGCCGCUACUCGUAGAUAUGGCAGCUGGUUUGCGUGAGAUGUGGCAUGUAAAGGAACAUAUCUCCAAUGCCUUCCGCACCGUCGAGAAAAAGCAAAAACUGCAGAGAGCAUUGCAGGCAGAGAAAAUACGCCAUGAAGAGAUUCUGUGCGGCCAGGCCGAACACGCUUCACCCGCAACAGCCCACUCCCUCCGACGAGCCCACAUACAGUUGCCUUUCCCAGAUCUUCCUCACUAUGACGCGGUAACUGCCAACUUGCCGGAACUGGAGGGCAUGGUAGAUCUUUCCAGCACCGUGGUCGUGGUUGGUUACUCCGAGCUAGGUCCUUGGGGGAACUCCCAUACACGCUGGGAGAUAGAACACCAAGGGAAGUUCUCUUUAGAAGGCUACGUGCAAAUUGCCUGGACUAUGGGCUUAAUCAAGCACUUUUCGGGUGAGAUCAAAGGGCAGGCCUAUGCGGGCUGGGUCGACGGACGCACCAACGAACCGGUUCAUGAAGAAGAGAUACCCCAGAAGUACAAUGAUUACAUCAUGAGCCAUGUUGGCCUACGAAUGGUCGAGCCAGAAGGAGCUUUCGGAUAUGACCCAGCGAGGAAGGAAACACUACAUGAAGUUGUAGUGGAAGGAGACCUGCCGCCAUUCGAAUGCUCAAAGGCUGCUGCAGAGUCAUUCAAGCGCCGUCACGGCGACAACGUCUCCAUCUAUCCUCUGUCAGAGGAAGAGUAUCGGGUCAUAGUAAAAAGUGGAACCACCUUCCUCAUACCCAAAGCAACUGCUUUUGACACAGUGGUGGCUGGUCAGGUUCCAAAGGGCUGGGACCCUCUGCGAUACGGUAUACCUGAAGAUAUUGCACAGCAAGUCGACCGCCUCACACUUUAUAUGCUGUGCUGUAUGUCAGAAGCGUUACUGUCAGCUGGUAUCACAGAUCCAUAUGAGCUAUACAAAUACAUUCACGUUUCUGAGCUCAUCAGCUGCCUUGGAUCCGGAGGUGGACCACUUAUCUCUACUCAACGCAUGUUCCGAGACCGUUAUAUCGAAAAGCCUGUACAGAAUGACGUUCUAGCAGAGACCUUCUAUAACACGAUCGGCGCCUGGAUAAAUAUGUUGCUGUUCUCCUCAACUGGCCCACUGCGAACUCCUGUAGGAGCGUGUGCAACGGCGCUGGAGUCCCUGGACAGUGCAUGCGAAGCAAUACAGUCUGGAAAGUAUAAAGUUGCCUUGGUUGGUGCGUCUGACGAUUUUACGGAGGAGCCCUCGUUUGAGUUUGCACAUAUGAAGGCGACUGUGAAUAGCAAGGAAGAUCUGGACGCUGGCCGACUGCCGAGCGAGAUGUCACGCCCUACUUCCACCUCUCGGAAAGGGUUCGUUGAGUCCGCCGGUAGUGGGGUUCAAAUCCUUAUGUCUGCACAACUUGCGAUGGAUAUGGGGCUGCCUAUCUACGGUAUUGUCGCCCACACCCAGUUAGCCGGUGACCAGAUAGGACGUUCAGUUCCUGCCCCAGGGAAAGGCCUCCUAAGCGCUGCGAGGGAAGCCAUGGAUUCUGAGAGUUCGAGGUUUGUUAACCUGAGCUAUCGCCGUACGAUGUUUCAACAGGAGAUGACGGAGAUCGAAAACUGGCAUCGUACACAGGUUCUAGCUGGCAGGUCAUCCUGUCACCUGGACGCUGUCCGCGCCUCCAGGGUGCAAGGAGCACAGCACCGAUGGGCCAACAAACUCUGGCUUCAAGAUCGUUCAAUUUCUCCCAUCAAAGCAGCACUCGCUACGUGGGGUCUGACUGUCGAUGACAUUAGGGUGGCCUCGCUGCACGGAACGUCAACCAAGGCUAAUGAUCUUAAUGAAAGUGAUGUGAUCGAUACCCAGAUGACCCAUUUGGGCCGGACAUCGGGGAAGCCCUUACUGGCGGUCUGCCAGAAGAACCUAACGGGACAUCCCAAAGGGCCAGCAGGAGCAUGGCAACUUAAUGGAUGUUUCCAAAUGCUCCAGACUGGUAUUGUUCCAGGUAACCGAAAUGCAGAUAACGUCGAUGAGCAGCUCCGGAAGUUUCACCACCUUGUCUAUCCCUCGCGGACUAUUCAUCUGGACGAAAUUAGAGCGACAAUGGUGACCUCGUUCGGGUUCGGCCAAAAGGGUGCGAUUGCCUUGGUUGUGUCUCCAAAGUACGUCUUUGCCGCGGUCUCACCAGCGGCGUACGACAACUACCGAUCUCGUGCUACACGGCGUCAACAGUCAGCCAAUCCAGCAUUUGUGUCUGCACUCAUCAAUAACUCUGUAGUCAAGGUAAAGGCGGACUCACCAUGGAAGAAUCAAGAGGAUCUUCGCCGGAUGCUCCUAGACCCAUAUUGUCGCCUUUCGGAAGAUGGAUCACUUAUUGCAAAGAAGCCCACUGUUGAGAGUGCCCAACAGGAACUACAUCAUCUAAAGAGCGAGGAAUCGUCCGCAACCUGGGGCAUGCAACGGAGCUCAAACUCUCUUUCCGGAUCCGUCCAAGAAAUGCUUGAUUCCAUAUCCGCAUCUUCACACGGUACAUCUCCCGUCAGUGUGGGUAUCGAUAUAGAGGACAUCGCUGGUGUCAAUAUUGACGAUCCCGUAUUUUUGGAGCGGAAUUACACCGCCCUUGAGAGAGAGCUCUGCUCCAGUUCGCCGAAUCCUCGCGCUUCAUACGCUGGGCGUUGGAGUGCGAAGGAAGCUGUCUUCAAGAGCUUACAUAUUCAAUCGCGUGGCCCUGGAGCUGCGAUGAAAUCCAUCGAGAUCAUCAGCGACUCGGGAAUUCCAAAGGUCAAGCUUCAUGGCCCUGCUCUAGAAGCAGCGACCCAGAAAGGUAUUAAUCGGGUGGAGGUCAGCAUCAGCCAUGCUGCUGAAACGGUCGUUGCGAUUGCUUUGGCACAGACCAUUUGAGUGAUGAAAGAGGCCCGAUGAGGUGACUGAUAUUUACCCUCCAUGCUAAUCAAGCCGUGUGGACCGCUCGACCGUGAAGGGUUACGUUAUGCGGCCCAUGUAGAUUAUUUUAUCCUACCAAUGUCUUCUCUGAAGAAAGGAAUUGUUACGGGACGAAUAAGUUGUUCCAACCUAAGCGUGACUAUUGAACAAGAAGUAGCUAAUUGACAAGAAUAACACGUCAUACGAAAUAUUUGUGUGGUAAAGCUUUGGCAGCGAUGCCUUAGGCAGAGUCUCCCAUGAUAUAGGGCUGCCUGUAAGUCAGUCCCAUAACACCACUAUAUUGACACUUCCUAAUAUAGUUAUCUAAGUAAGAAAUACAGGUAAAAAUACCAAGUAGAAAUUCGCGGACGGAGCUAUAGCCA
Molecule: messenger RNA, 5726 nt
Organism: Aspergillus alliaceus
Lineage: Eukaryota; Fungi; Ascomycota; Eurotiomycetes; Eurotiales; Aspergillaceae
Exons: 5
Coding region: 1-5322 (1773 amino acids)
Biological process (GO): long-chain fatty acid biosynthetic process
Cellular component (GO): fatty acid synthase complex
Molecular function (GO): 3-oxoacyl-[acyl-carrier-protein] reductase (NADPH) activity; magnesium ion binding; 3-oxoacyl-[acyl-carrier-protein] synthase activity
Source: RefSeq, a predicted model, not a curated record